Messenger RNA from Oncorhynchus masou masou (cherry salmon), 15906 nucleotides. RefSeq names its product E3 ubiquitin-protein ligase UBR4-like. Gene Ontology annotation, cellular component: membrane; nucleoplasm; cytosol. Gene Ontology annotation, molecular function: zinc ion binding; protein binding; ubiquitin-protein transferase activity. Gene Ontology annotation, biological process: ubiquitin-dependent protein catabolic process. Lineage: Eukaryota; Metazoa; Chordata; Actinopteri; Salmoniformes; Salmonidae. The record is from RefSeq and is a predicted model, not a curated record.
AAGAAUCGCUCGGUUGUCUAGUACGGAAUCUCAAGAUGGCGUCGAGUGGAGGAGAUGGAGAACCGGACUGGGCUGCUGAUGUACGACCGCUUUUAUCAGCUUCGUACACAGCUUUUGAAACGAAAGAGCUACCUCAGCUUAUAGGAUCUAUAAUAAACAGUGAAUCUGAGAUCCUACACCAUGAUAAACAGUAUGAGCCAUUCUACUCGUCCUUUGUGGCACUCUCUGCUCAUUACAUCACCACAGUCUGUGGACAAAUCCCCAGAAACCAGUUGCUGUCAGUAGCAGCAGCCUGUAAAGUAUUGAUUGAGUUCUCACUGCUGCGACUGGAGAACCCUGACGAAGCAUGCGCAGUCUCACAGAAACACCUGAUCCUCUUAAUAAAAGGGUUGUGUACCGGCUGUAGCCGCCUGGACAGAACUGAGAUCAUCACCUUCACAGCCAUGAUGAAGUCGGCCAAACUUCCCCAGACCGUCAAGACACUCUCCGACGUGGAGGACCAGAAGGAGGUGCUGUCUCCAGUGAACCCUGAGCUGCGACACAAGGAAGUACAGAUGAACUUCUUCAAUCAGCUGACCUCCGUGUUCAACCCUGACCUCACCGUGCUGGCCUCUCCCUCAGGACGCACACAGGCGGAGAGUGAGAGUGAGGACCAGGCGACGACAGACCAGACCUUCCAGGCCAAAAUGAAGAAUGCCUUUGUGUCCCAGAACGUGUCCAGUCUCCAGGAACUGGGCGGGUCGGAGAAGUUGCUACGUGUCUGCCUCAACCUCCCUUACUUCCUGCGCUAUAUCAACCGGUUCCAGGACGCCGUCUCGGCCAACUCCUUCUUCAUCAUGCCCGCCACCGUCGGAGACGCAACUGCUGUCCGCAACGGGUUCCACUCCCUGGUGAUAGAUGUGGCCAUGGCCCGGGACACCUUGUCCUUGCCUGUCCUGGAGCCCCUGACUCCUGGGAGACUUCUGGACAUGACUGUGUUGGCACUCAGCUGCCUCUACGCAGGGAUGUUGGUACAGAAAUGUCUGGACAUCUACGAAAUGAUCGGCCAGGCCAUCAGCAGCUCCCGCAGAGCUGGAGGAGAGCAUUACCAGAACUUCCAGCUGCUGGGGGCGUGGUGUCUGCUGAACAGCCUCUACCUGAUCCUCAACCUGAGUCCCACGACCCUGGCUGACAAGGGCAAGGAGAAAGACCCUCUGGCCGCUCUCAGGGUCCGAGACAUAGCCGCCCGCACCAAGGACGGAGCAGGCUCCCCUAAACUGGGCCCGGCCAAAGGACAUCAAGGCUUUGGUGUCCUGUCAGUGAUCCUGGCGAACCACUCCAUCAAACUGCUCACCUCCCUUUUCCAAGACCUGCAGGUGGAGGCUUUGCACCGGGUCAGUGCAGGUUGGGCCAGUGACGGUCCCCCAGCAGAACUCAACAUCAUGGCGCAGAACACCUCCACCCAGAGGGUUCAGAGACUCCUGGACUCUGUUCCCCUUACCAACCUGCUGUUCAACCUUCUGUCCACCUCAUACAAGAAGGCCUGUGUCCUGCAGCGUCAGAGGAAAGGCUCGGUGAGCAGUGAUGCCAGUGCCUCGACAGACUCCAACACCUACUAUGAAGAUGACUUCAGCAGCACAGAGGAAGACAGCAGUCAAGAUGACGACAGCGAGCCCAUCUUGGGCCUGUGGUUCGAGGAGACCAUCUCGCCAACUAAAGACAAGGUGGCCCCCACCACCUCCCCCACCCCCCCCUUGGAGACCUCUCCCAGACUGAAGAGCCCCUCCAAGCAGAACGCAGGAGAGAACGGGAACAUCCUGGCCGGACGCAAGGACCCCGAGCUGUUCCUGAGCCUGGCCUCCAGCAUCCUGAACUUCAUCACCACCUCCAUGCUAAAAUCCAGGAACAACUUCAUCAGGAACUACCUGUCUGUCUCGCUGACAGAACAGCACAUGGCCACGCUAGCCAGCAUCAUCAAGGACGUCGACAAAGACGUCAAAGGUUCCUCAGAUGAAGAGUUUGCCUCUGCUCUGUAUCUCUUCAACCAUACGCUAGUGACAUCAGACCUACCCUCUCCAGCCCUGCAGAAUACCCUGCUGCAGCAGUUGGGCGUAGCUCCGUUCUCUGAGGGUCCGUGGCCCUUGUACAUCAACCCUCAGUCCCUGUCGGUGCUCUCCAGAGUCCUGCUCAUCUGGCAGCACAAGGCCUCUCUGCAGGGAGACCCAGACGUACCUGAGUGUAUAACGAUCUGGGAGAGGUUUGUGGGCACCUUGAAGCAGCACACCAUCCAGGGCUCUGUCCCCGGAGAUGAGGACCUGAAUGUGGAGCACCUCCAGCUCCUGCUGCUCCUCUUCCACAACCUGUCUGAGAGGGGGAGGCGUGCCGUGCUCACCCUGGUCACCCAGGCCAUCACAGAGGUGGCGGGUGCCCAGCAUCAGGAGGCCCAGCUCAAAGUCGUACCCCUCAACCUGGCCCGCAUACUGCUGGUUCUCGACUACCUGUUGCACCAGUACUCGAAGGUUCCUAUGUACCUCUUCCAACAGGUCCAGUAUAAUCUGCUGACCCCUCCGUGGUCAGGCCAGGGUUCAGUCCAGGACGGGUCCAAGCGCAGCGCCCUGCCGCUCUACUGCGGCUUUAAAGAGGUGGAGGAGAACUGGUCUAAGCACUGCUCGGCAGGUAGGAAUUCCACAGUAGUGCAGCCCAAAUUCUUCGUCCUGUCACCCGAAGCGUCAGAGGACGACAAGCAGACUUUCAGCAAGGUGUUCCAGAAGCUGUUCAACGUGAAGUAUAAUGAGCUUUGGCAUGUCUGUCUCCUGCUCUCUGCCGGCUCUCACUUUGACACAGCCAGGAGACAGGAGAACAAGCCCAUCACACCUAUGGAGGCAUGCUCCCUGCAGUACUACUUCCUGGUGCUGUGGAGGAUCCUUUUGCCUAGUCCCUCUAAGGCAUACAUGGAGCAGCUGAAGGAUGCUGGAGAACCCAGUGAGAGUGACAUUCUCCACACCCUGGGCUGGUCCUCACGACUCAGAGUCCCCACAUAUGUCAACUGGAUCAAGGAGCAUCUGGUGACUCAGGGGAUGAAGGGAGACCAAGCUUCGUCUCUGAUCGAGGUGGCUUCCUCCAGAUGCAGCACCGUCAAGUAUGACGUGGAGCUGGCUGAAGAGUACAUCGCUAGACAGAUCUCAGCGUUCUCCUGUGUGGACCCCAGCUCCAUCCUGCCCUUGUACCAGGUCCCCUCCCUACAGGCCAUCUAUACUCUGGACGCCGUCAUCUCCAAGGUCCAGGUGUCUCUGGACGAACAUUUCUCCAAGGUGGCGGCGGAGACGGACCCUCUCAAGCCCUCGGAGAUCACCAAAAACCUGCUGCCCGCUACACUGCAGCUCAUAGACGUGUACACAGCCUUCACCAGGUCCUACCUUCUGAUGAGCCUACCAGAGGAAGGAGAGAACAAGCUGUCAGAGGCUAAACUUCAGGGUUACGCCGCAGUGUUGUCUAUAGGCUCCAUGCGCUGCAAAGCCAACCUGCUCGGUACGGGGCUGGCCUUCACUGUGCCCCCCUUCACUGUAGCGGAGGUGGUUUUACUGAUCCACCGCUCCUUCACUGUGUGUUCCUUCACUGAGGCUGUUCGCUUUAAACAGGGUGCCUUCACUGUGUGUUCUGGGAUUCAGCCUGUUCCCAUGGCUCUGGCCAUGGCUGUCACACUCAAACACAUCCUCCUCCCUCUGGUCCGCCUCACCGGAGACCUCAUUGUGACUGAAGAGUUGAACCCUCCCCAGGUGGUACAUGCCCUGCUCCCCCUCCUCUUGGAGAGCAGCACGGAGAGCGUAGCUGAGAUCUGCUUGACCUCGCUAGAGCGUAUCCUGGGUCCCGCUGAGUCGGACACCUUCCUGUCCCACGUCUACCAGAGACUGGUCACAGGAUGCUACAACAUCAUCGCCAACCACUCCGACCCCAACAGUGGUCUGGAUGAGUCUGUGUUGGAGGAGUGUCUGCAGUAUCUGGAGAGACAGCUGGAAAGCAGCCAAGUGUGCAAGGCCAUGGAGGACUUCUUCUCCUUCAGUGGAGAACUGGUUCAGAUCAUGAUGGCUACAGCCAAUGAAAACCUAUCUGCUAAAUUCUGCAACCGGGUGCUGAAAUUCUUCACCAAACUCUUCCAGCUCACGGAGAAGAGUCCCAACCCCAGCCUGUUGUGUCUGUGCGGCUCCCUGGCCCAGCUGGCGUGUGUAGAGCCGUCCAGACUGCAGUCGUGGCUCAGCCGCAUGACGGCCACGCCCCCCAAGGACUCGGAGCAUCUGGAGACGGUGCAGGAGAACAGGGCGCUGCUACAGGUGCUCACCACGCACAUUGUCAGGGACAACAGCCAGGUGGGCGAGGGCGUGUGCACCGUCCUGCUCUCCACCCUCAUCCCCAUGGCAACGGAUAUGCUGGCCAAUGGGGACGGCGCUGGCUUCCCGGAACUCAUGGUGAUCAUGGCGACCCUAGCCAGCGCCGGUCAGGGGGCGGGGCAUCUGCAGCUGCAUCGCGCUGCCAUCGAUUGGCUGACCAGAUGCAAAAAGUACCUGACCCAGAAAAAUGUUGUGGAGAAAGUGAGCGCAAACGUUUCCCAGGGCAAACAUGCCAGCAUACUGGAGUGCUCCUGCCAUAUCAUCUCCUACCUGGCUGAUGUGAUGAACGCCCUGAGACAGAGCAGUGGCCAGGGCUCCUCCGUGCUGCUGGUUGAUGGAGAGGAGAAGGCUGUAGAGGUGGACUCAGACUGGGUUGACGAGUUGGCUGUGGAGGACGAUGACUCACAGGCUGAGGACUCUGAUGAAGACUCCCAGUGCAAUAAGCUGUGCACCUUCACCAUCACCCAGAAGGAGUUCAUGAACCAGCAUUGGUACCACUGUCACACGUGUAAGAUGCUGGACGGGGUAGGUGUGUGUACAGUGUGCGCCAAGGUCUGUCACAAAGACCAUGAGAUCUCCUAUGCCAAAUAUGGCUCUUUCUUCUGUGACUGCGGGGCCAAGGAGGACGGUACCUGUCAGGUGAGACCGAAUACCUCAGGUCACCAUGGGAAGAGAACCACUGCGGCCCUGGUGAAGCGCAGCCCCAGCAGCGGCACCAUGAAGGAGUCGUCAGCCUUCCAGAGUGAACUGAGGAUGCCUGAGAUCCGCCAUCAGAGCAGCCUGGGCUCGAGCGACAAGGACAAGGUGACCAUCUGUGAGGGCAAGCCUGGCGACGAGGACCGUCCCAAGAAGAGCAGCGUCUGUAAGAACAUCGAGGGAUGCCAGGAGGAACUGCUGGCACAAGUGUCUGGCUCCUCCACGGCGGCCGUGGUUCUGGAGAUGCUGAUCUUCCUGAUGGAUGCCAUCCAGACGAACUUCCAGCAGGCCUCCGCUGUAGGCAGCAGCAGCCGAGCUCAGCAGGCCCUCAACGAGCUACACACUCAGGACAAGAGUGUUGAGAUGACUGACCAACUGAUGGUCCCUACCCUCGGUUCCCAGGAGGGAGCUUUUGAGAACGUGCGUAUGAACUACAGUGGAGACCAGGGCCAGACCAUCAGACAGCUCAUCAGCGCCCACGUGCUGCGACGCGUCGCCAUGUGUGUGUUGUCUUCGCCCCACGGGCGCCGCCAGCACCUCGCCGUCAGCCACGAGAAGGGCAAGAUCACCGUCCUGCAGCUGUCGGCUCUACUAAAGCAGGCUGAUUCCAGUAAGAGGAAGUUAACCCUGACUCGUCUGGCCUCGGCCCCCGUCCCCUUCACCGUGCUCAGCCUCACUGGGAACCCCUGCAACGAAGACUAUCUGGCUGUCUGUGGACUCAAGGACUGCCACGUGUUGACGUUCAGUAGUACAGGGUCAGUGUCAGAACACCUGGUGCUGCACCCUCAGCUGGCUACUGGGAACUUCAUAAUCAAGGCUAUCUGGCUGCCUGGCUCCCAGACGGAGCUGGCCAUCAUCACGGCGGACUUCGUCAAGAUCUAUGACCUGUCAGUGGACGCUCUGAGCCCUGUGUACUACUUCCUGCUGCCGAGCUCCAAGAUCCGUGACGCCACCUUCCUGUUCAACGAGGAAGGGAAGAGCAUCAUCGUCAUCAUGUCCUCUGCUGGCUACAUGUACACACAGGUCAUGGACGAGUCGUCCAGCGCCCAACAUGGGCCCUUCUACGUUACCUCAGUCCUGGAGAUCAGCCACCAGGACCUUAAGGACAGUAACGGUCAGGUUGCUGGCGGCGGUGUAUCGGUGUACUACAGCCACGUUCUCCAGAUGCUGUUCUUCAGCUACAGCCAGGGCAAGUCGUUUGCUGCCACCGUCAGUCGCAGCACCACUGACGUACAGAGACUCUUCACCAUCAACGUCAAAGGCUCCAAUGGGGGCAGUAAGACGUCUCCAGCUCUGUGCCAGUGGUCUGAGGUGAUGAACCACCCAGGCCUGGUGUGCUGCGUCCAGCAGACUACUGGUAUCCCACUGGUCAUCAUGGUCAAACCUGACACCUUCCUCAUCCAGGAGAUCAAGACCCUGCCCGCUAAGGCUAAGAUCCAGGACAUGGUAGCUAUCCGUCACACAGCGUCUAACGAGCAGCAGCGAACCACCAUGAUCCUGCUGUGUGAGGACGGCUCUCUGAGGAUCUACAUGGCUAACGUAGACAACACCUCCUAUUGGCUCCAGCCCUCCCUGCAGCCCUGCUCCGGCAUCUCCAUCAUGAAGCCUGUCAGGAAACGCAAGGCUGCUGCAGCAACCACUCGUACCUCCAGUCAGGUGACCUUCCCGGUGGACUUCUUUGAGAGUAACCAACAGCUGACGGAGGUGGAGUUUGGAGGCAACGACCUCCUGCAGGUUUACAACGGACAGCAGAUCAAACACAGACUCAACUCCACUGGGAUGUAUGUCGCCAACACUAAGCCGGGAGGCUUCACCGUGGAGACGGUCAACAACAACAUCUCCAUGGUGAUGACAGGCAUGCGGGUGCAGGUGGGCACGCAGGCCAUCGAGCGGGCACCCUCCUACCUGGAGAUCUUUGGGCGAACCAUGCAGGUGAACAUGACCCGGCCCCGCUGGUUCGACUUCCCCUUCACCAGGGAGGAGGCUCUGCAGGCCGACAAGAAACUCUCCAUCUUCUUCGGAGCGUCAGUUGACCCGGCGGGUGUCACUAUGCUGGACUCGAUAAAGAUCUAUGGUAAAACCAAGGAGCAAUUUGGCUGGCCUGACGAGCCCCCCGAGGACUUCCCCUCGGCCUCCGUCAACAACGUGUGCUCUCCCAACCUCAACACCGGCAACGGCACCGGCGAAGGGGACAUCGCCACACCAGCCUCCACCGGCGGCACCGUGCUGGAGAGGUUGGUGGUGAGCUCCCUGGAAGCUCUAGAGAGCUGUUUUGCUAUGGGCUCCUCCAAUGAAAAGGAGAAGAACAAGGCUGCGGCGUUGGAGUUAGCGACCCUUCUCCUGUCCAUGGCGACUCCCUCUGGGGUCCAGCAACAGACCAAGGGCCUCCUGGCCAGCCUGCACACCAGCCGUACGGCCUACCACAACCACAAGGACCAGUCCCUGUUGAGCAACGCGGUGCAGUGUCUGAACAGCUGUAGUCGUGACAGCAGAGACCUGGACCCUGAGUUGUUCCAGCGACUGGUGAUCACGGCACGCUGCAUCGCCAUCAUGAGACCCAAUAACCUGGUGCACUUCACUGAGACCAAACCUUCUAGUGUCGAUACAGAGAUGACUGAGGAGGGCCAGAAACAGAUGGACAGUGAGGGAUGUAACUUCAUCAUGCAGCUGGUCAAUAACUUCUGGAAGCUCCAUGCCCUCAAACCAAAGAACGCUUUCCUGGCCCCUGCCUGUCUGCCAGGUCUGACCCACAUUGAAGCGACAGUGAACGCAUUGGUGGACGUCAUCCAUGGGUUCUGUACCUGCGAGCUGGACUACAUUAACGUGGCCUCCAAGAUCUACAUGCAGAUGCUACUGUGUCCCGACACGUCUGUUAGCUUCGCCUGUAAGCAGGCCCUGAUCCGAGUACUCCGACCCAGGAACAAACGCCGUCACGUGACUCUUCCUUCUCCCCCUCGCUCCAACACACCCAUGGGAGACAAAGACGAUGAUGAUGAGGAUGAUGUUGAUGACAAGAUGCAGCCGUCGGGGCUGACGGGAGGAGAGGGGGGCAGGCAGGAGAGUCAGGAGCAGGGUGAGGUCGACCAUGGCGACUUUGAGAUGGUGGUGAGUCUCUUUGAGAUGGUGUCCGAGUCCAUGGUUCUGGAGACUGUGGAGAAUGUGAACAAUGGAAACCCAUCUCCCCUGGAGGCUCUUCUGGCCGGUGCCGAGGGCUUCCCCCCGAUGCUGGACAUUCCUCCAGACGCCGACGACGAGACCAUGGUGGAGCUGGCCAUCGCUCUGAGUCUCCAGCAGGACCAGCAAGGCAGCAGCAGCAGUGCCCUAGGUCUCCAGUCUCUCGGUCUGUCAGGUCAGGCUCCCAGCUCUUCUUCUCUGGACGCCGGCACCCUGUCAGACACCACCGCAUCAGCCCCAGCAUCAGACGACGAGGGGAGUACAGCCGCCACGGACGGUUCUACGCUACGGACCUCUCCGGCCGAGCACGGGGGCAGCGUGGGGUCAGAGAGCGGGGGGUCUGCCAUCGACUCAGUGGCAGGAGAACACAGUGUGUCGGGCCGCAGCAGUGCGUACGGGGACACGACCGUUGAGGGCCACCCAGCAGGACCAGGUAGUGUGAGCUCCAGCACAGGGGCCAUCAGCACCACCACAGCCCAGCAGGAGGGAGAUGGAUCGGACGGAGACGCAGAGACAGAGGGGGACAUCCACACCAGCAACAGACUCCACACGGUGCGUCUGGUGCUGCUGGAGCGACUCCUACAGCACCUGCCCCAGCUGGACAGUGUAGGAGGAGUCCACGCUAUCCCUUACAUGCAGGUGGUCCUGAUGCUGACCUCUGACCUGGAUGGAGAAGAUGACAAGGACAAGGGAGCUCUGGACGACCUGUUGGCUCUACUCAUCGCCGAGCUGGGCAUGCACAAGAAGGACGUGUCCAAGAAGAACGAGCGCAGCCCCAUCAACGAGGUCCAUCUGGUCAUCAUGAGACUGCUCUCUGUGUUCAUGUCCAGAACCAAGUCUGGAUCUAAGUCUUCCUCUGAGUCGUCCUCUCUGAUCUCCAACGCCACGGCCACAGCCCUGCUCAGUCAGGGGGCGAUAGACUACUGUCUCCACGUCCUCAAGUCUCUGCUGGAGUUCUGGAAGAGCCAGCAGGAAGAGGAGGAGUCUGUGGCAGCCUCCCAGCUCCUCAAACCUCACACCUCCUCCUCUCCUCCAGACAUGAGCCCCUUCUUCCUGAGGCAGUACGUCAAGGGUCAUGCUGCUGAUGUGUUUGAGGCCUACUCCCAACUUCUGACUGAGAUGGUUCUGAGAUUACCUUAUCAGAUCAAGAAGAUCGCUGACACCAACCCCCGCAUCCCGCCUCCCGUCUUCGACCACUCCUGGUUCUACUUCCUGUCUGAGUACCUGAUGAUUCAGCAGACUCCGUUCGUGAGACGCCAGGUCAGGAAGCUGCUCCUGUUCAUCUGUGGUUCAAAGGAGAAGUACCGUCAGCUCCGGGACCUGCACACGCUGGACUCUCACGUCCGCGGCAUCAAGAAGCUCCUGGAAGAACAGGGCAUCUUCCUCCGCGCCGGCGUCGUCACGGCAACCUCCGGCUCCGCCCUGCAGUACGACACGCUCAUUAGUCUGAUGGAGCACCUGAAGGCCUGUGCUGAGAUAGCCACCCAGAGGACCAUCAACUGGCAGAAGUUCUGUAUGAAGGAUGACUCCAUACUGUACUUCCUACUACAGGUCAGCUUCCUGGUAGAUGAGGGAGUGUCUCCGGUGCUCCUCCAGCUGCUAUCCUGUGCUCUGUGUGGCAGCAAGGUCCUGGCUUCCUCUUCCUCCUCCUCUUCCUCCGGAGGAGGGUCUGGGGGCACUGGGACUCAGUCCUCUCAGAGCAAGUCCUCAAGCAAGAAGAGCAAAAAGGAGGACAAGGAGAAAGACAAAGAAGGUGACGGUGUGGGUAGCCAGGAGGACCAGCUGUGUACUGCUCUGGUCUCUCAGCUCAACAAGUUUGCCGACAAAGAGACUCUGAUUCAGUUCCUCCGCUGCUUCCUGCUCGAGUCCAACUCCUCUGCCGUGCGCUGGCAAGCCCACUGUCUCGCACUGCAUAUCUACAGAAACUCCAGUAAGUCUCAACAGGAGCUGCUGUUAGACCUGACCUGGGCCAUCUGGCCAGAGCUGCCCGCCUACGGACGCAAGGCCGCUCAGUUUGUAGACCUGCUCGGCUACUUUUCCCUGAAGACCCCCCAGACCGAAAAGAAGUUAAAGGAGUAUUCCCAGAAAGCUGUGGAAAUCCUGAGGACCCAGAACCACAUCCUGACCACCCACCCCAACUCUAACAUCUACAGUACUCUGUCAGGUCUGGUGGAGUUUGAUGGUUUCUACCUGGAGAGUGAUCCCUGUCUGGUGUGCAACAACCCUGAAGUGCCCUUCUCUAACAUCAAGCUGUCGUCCAUCAAGGUGGACACCAGAUACACUACUACCCAGCAGGUGGUCAAGCUGAUCAGCAGUCACACCAUCAGUAAGGUGACGGUGAAGAUAGGAGACCUAAAGAGGACCAAGAUGUCCCGGACCAUCAGCCUCUACUACAACAAUAGGACUGUACAGGCCAUCCUUCCUCAAAAACAAGUCAGACAGAGGUCAAAUCCCUGCCGCUGGCUCAUCGUGGAGACGUCCAACCUCAUGAUCGAGUUCUCCGACUUCUACAGGUCCAUUAAUUAUGACGAGAAGGAUCCGUUCCUGUGUAACGCCUGUGGUUUCUGUAAAUACGCCACACACGACUUCAUGUUGUACACCAAGCCCUGCUGUGCUGUGGACCCAAUAGAGACCGAGGAGGACAGGAAGAAGGCUGUGGACACACCACCUAUCCUAUCCCUCCGGCAGAUCCUGGGGCUCCAGGGGCUCAUUAAGCUGUUUGAGUACAACCUGAGAAGAGGCACAUCUGCCAUGAGAGAGAGGUCAGACAACUGGUUUGCCUGCUCACCAGCCCUGAGUCUGUUCCUGAUGGCGGUGAACAUCAAGACCCCUGUGGUGGUGGAGAACAUUACCCUGAUGUGUCUCAGGAUCCUACAGAAACUCAUCAAGCCCCCUGCCCCCACCUCCAAGAAGAACAAGGAUUCUGCUGUGGAGUCUCUGACUACAGUGAAGCCCUACUGCAAUGAGAUCCAUGCUCAGGCCCAGCUCUGGCUCAAGAAGGACCCCAAAGCAUCGUAUGAAGCCUGGAAAAAGUGCCUUCCAGCAAGAUGCCAGGAGACGGCGUCUAAGCCCCAGAACAAGGCCGAGGUGCGAAGGCGUUACCUGAUGGAGAAGUAUGUGUGGAAGUGGAAACAGUUCAUGAGGUCACGCUCCGAGGGUUUGUUCCCUCGGCUCCUCAAACUGGGACACAACAAUUGGCUCAGACAGGUGCUGUUCACCCCAGCCACCCAGGCAGCGCGGCAGGCAGCCUGUACCAUCGUUGAGGCCCUCACCUCCAUCCCCAGCCGCAAGCAGCAGGUCCUGGACCUGCUUACCAGUUACCUGGAUGAGUUGAGCAUCGCGGGGGAAUGUGCAGCUGAGUAUCUGGGUCUGUACCAGAAGCUCAUCAAGCCUCCUCAAUGGAAGGUGUACCUGGCCGCCCGAGGAGUCCUGCCUUACAUCGGAAACCUCAUCACCAAAGAAAUAGCCAACCUGUUGGCUUUGGAAGAGGCCACGCUCAGCACAGACCUGCAGCAGGGAUACGCCCUCAAGAGCUUGACUGGCCUACUGUCGUCCUUUGUGGAGGUGGAGUCCAUCAAGCGUCACUUUAAGAGUCGUCUGGUGGGCACGGUGCUGAACGGCUACCUGUGUCUCAGGAAACUGGUGGUGCAGAGGACCAAGCUCAUCGACGAGACCCAGGACAUGCUGCUGGAGAUGCUGGAGGACAUGACCACAGGGACCGAGUCUGAGACCAAGGCCUUCAUGGCUGUGUGUAUUGAGACAGCCAAGAGAUACGACCUGGAUGACUACAGAACACCGGUGUUCAUCUUUGAGAGACUCUGCAGCAUCAUCUACCCGGAGGAAAACGAGGUGACAGAGUUCUUUGUUACCCUGGAGAAGGAUCCUCAGCAGGAGGACUUCCUGCAGGGCCGUAUGCCCGGUAAUCCGUACAGCAGCAACGAGCCAGGUAUCGGACCCCUGAUGAGGGACAUCAAGAACAAGAUCUGUCAGGACUGUGACCUGGUGGCCCUGCUCGAGGACGACAGUGGCAUGGAGCUUCUGGUGAACAAUAAGAUCAUAAGUUUGGACCUGCCGGUGGCCGAGGUUUACAAGAAGGUGUGGUGCCCUACCAACGAGGGAGAGCCCAUGAGGAUCAUAUAUCGUAUGAGGGGUCUCCUCGGAGACGCUACUGAAGAGUUCAUCGAGUCUCUGGACUCUACCACAGAUGAAGAGGAGGAUGAGGAGGAGGUGUAUAAGAUGGCAGGCGUGAUGGCUCAGUGUGGGGGGCUGGAGUGUAUGCUCAGCAGACUGUCUGGCAUCAGGGACUUCAAACAGGGACGACACCUGCUCACUGUGCUGCUGAAGCUGUUCAGUUACUGUGUGAAGGUGAAAAUCAACAGACAACAGCUGGUCAAACCAGACAUGAACACGCUCAACGUCAUGCUGGGCACACUCAACCUGGCGUUGGUUGCAGAGCAGGAGAGUAAGGACAGUGGAGGAGCGUCCAUAGCAGAGCAGGUCCUCAGCAUCAUGGAGAUCAUUCUGGAUGAGGCCAACGCUGAGAUCUCAGAGGACAAGGGUAACCUGUUGUUAACAGGGGACAAGGACCAGCUAGUGAUGCUGCUGGACCAGAUCAACACUCCGUUUGUCCGUUCCAACCCCAGCGUUCUGCAGGGUCUCCUACGCAUCAUACCGUACCUGUCUUUUGGAGAACUGGAGAAGAUGAGGAUCCUCGUGGAGAGAUUUAAACCGUGCUGCAGCUUCGACAAGUACGAUGAGGAGCAUAGUGCCGAUGACAAGGUCUUCAUCGACUGCUUCUGCAAGAUCACUGCUGGCAUCAAGAACAACAGCAACGGACACCAACUCAAAGACCUGAUACUGCAGAAAGGGAUCACACAGAGUGCCCUGGACUAUAUGAAGAAACACAUCCCCAACGCCAAAAAUCUGGAUGCCGACGUGUGGAAGAAGUUCCUGUCUCGCCCAGCUCUACCCUUCAUCCUCAGACUGCUUCGAGGCCUGGCCACCCAGCACCCACCUACACAGACGCUAAUCGGGACAGACUCCAUCACUAACCUUCACAAGUUGGAGCAGGUUUCUAGUGACGAGGGUAUUGGGACACUGGCAGAGAACCUUCUGGAGGCACUGAGGGAGCACGCGGAGGUCAACCUGAAGAUAGAUGCCGCUCGCAGGGAGACACGGGCCGAGAAGAAACGCAUGGCCAUGGCCAUGAGACAGAAAGCUCUGGGGACACUGGGCAUGACGACCAAUGAGAAGGGCCAGGUGGUGACCAAGACGUCGUUGUUGAAACAGAUGGAGGAGCUGAUAGAGGAGCCAGGACUGACCUGCUGCAUCUGUAGAGAGGGAUACAAGUUCCAGCCGACCAAGGUGCUGGGGAUCUACACCUUUACGAAGCGCGUGGCCCUGGAGGACUUGGAGAACAAGCCUCGCAAGCAGCAGGGAUACAGCACUGUGUCACACUUUAACAUCGUCCACUACGACUGCCACCUCGCAGCUGUCAGGCUUGCUCGUGGGCGGGAGGAGUGGGAGAGUGCUGCGCUGCAGAACGCCAACACCAAGUGCAAUGGACUGCUUCCUGUCUGGGGGCCUCACGUCCCAGAAUCGGCUUUCGCCACCUGCCUGGCCAGGCACAACACAUAUCUGCAGGAAUGUACGGGGCAGAGAGAGCCCACCUACCAGCUCAACAUCCACGACACCAAGCUCCUGUUCCUACGUUUCGCCACGGAGCAGUCCUUUAGCGUGGAUACGGGAGGGGGAGGACGAGAGAGCAACAUCCACCUCAUCCCUUACAUCAUCCACACCGUGCUCUACGUCCUCAACACUACUCGGGCUACUAGUCGUGAGGAGAAGAACCUGCAGUGUUUCCUGGAGCAGCCGUGUGAGAAGUGGGUGGAGAGCAGCUAUGAUGUGGACGGUCCCCACUACUACACAGUGUUGGCCAUGCACAUCCUAUCUCCUGAACGCUGGGGGAACACACGACUCACCUUCCUACGCAGGCUCCUCGUCUCCGUGCACGCGCGCAAGGUCUCCGCCGUCUUCACCAACAAACUCCCAGAUAAACAGUCCAAGGAAUAUGCAGUGUAUCGCUCUCCUCUCCUCUUUUGGGGUCUCGUGGAACUCAUCUAUGACAUGUUCAGGAAAGUACCCACCAACAACACGGAGGGAGGCUGGUCCUUCUCGCUGGCAGAGUACGUGCGGCACAAUGACAUGCCCAUCUACGAGGCCUCGGAGCGGGUGCUCAAGUCCUACCAGGAAGAGCUGAUGCCCGCCGAAUCCUUCUCUGAGUUCCUGGAUGUCGUUGGGCUCCUCUCUGACAUUCGGGACCCAGACGUCUUCCUGCAAGACCUGUUGAACUCUGUUCCCUGAUGGUUUUCAGUACCACCCUGCCCCCCCCCACCGAGACAAGAGCCCCACGAUGGGGGACAACGAGGGCCCACACAUUGGUCCUGCUAACGACACCUCCAUGGGACAACUCUCAACCGGAAAACCCUCGCUCCCCAACUUCUCCCUAGCUUUCUGUCAUGCACACACACACACACGCGCACAUACCGUAACAGAGACACACACACACGCACGCAUACUGUAACAGACACGCAUACCAUAACAGAGACACACACACACACACAUCUGUAUCCUAGUCUCCACCAUCUGCCAACUGUUAACUCUUUUGAAGCAGAUCUUGUAUGUGCUGUCUGAGUCAGGAGUCAGUUGGUGCAUUUAUGACCAUGUUGCUGUAACAUUUAAUACACACGGUAAACAAACCCCAUGCUUCUCUCAAAUAUUACCCACAAAAAAUGUCUGGGUUUGCAAUCUUCAAGUAACUAAAAAAAAAAUGUUUAAAAAAAACUUCUAAAAAACAACAUUGUUUUGAGAUUCGAUCGCAGUGUAUUAAGAGUGACCUGUGUUUUUCUUUGUUUGUUUUAAGAAGUUUAAGAUGAGCUCUUUUUGUUUUUGUUUGUCAUGACAAUUUAUUUGGUAUUUUCAAAAAGGGAGGCAGGAAGGAAGCUUCACAGUAGGAUCUUGAAUUAAAAUAACUAACCCUGUUGUCAGAUACUAUUCUCCUGACUACCAGAUCUCUCUGUGCUGACAGUAGAUCUAGAAGGAAAAUGUACUAAUGUAGGGUUGGUUUCUCUUCUCGGUGACAAGAAUCAGAUGAAAUGAGAAAAGAACAACAACAAAAAUCUAUCUGUUGAGCCCUCCCUCCCUCCCCGGUAACUCGAGUUCUAAUAAACCUGAUUGGUUAUUCAUGCUCCAGUGAAACGUCACCAUUUUACGACAUUGUCCCAAAUGAAUAAUACUAACAAUAAAAACGGGGCCUUGCAUCCUUUCCUUUGGAUUCGACACACUUCUCUCUCUUUAUGGUGUUAUGUUUUCUGGUUGAUUUUGGUUGUUUCUGGUAAAGCAAGGUGCCGCUGAGUUCUUCAAACCCUGAUGAUUUAAAUGGAUUAAUUACAUCUCUUUAAUAUAUAGACGCCCGCGUCCAUCGCGACACGUGAAAACGGAGUCUUCAGAGCUGAUGGUGUGGAGUUUAAACAUUUUAAAAUACCCCAAUUUAUAGUGUUACUUUCUCUCGUCGGCCUAUUACCGCUGCUACAAUGUUCAACUGUUGCUGAAUGUCUGCUUUUUGGGGGGGUUAGCAAUGAUUAAUAAAGUCGUGAUAGUAAUUCCACAUCCA